AUGGGAAUGGAUAACGAUGGAUUUUCUAGUCGGUUUACCAACGAUUCAGCAAGGUUUGAUUCUAUAUGGGUGAUUGUCGACAGAAUGACAAAAUCAGCUCAUUUCAUUCCUGUCAAGACUUCUUAUACUGCAGCAAAAUUAGAACAGAUUUAUAUUGACAUAAUUGUGAGUUUACACAGGGUGACAGUGUCAAUUAUUUCAGACAGAGGUUCAAUGUUUACCUCUCGAUUCUGGAAAAGUCUUAUUGAAAUGGCUCCGUACGAAGCAUUAUAUGGUCGGAAAUGUAGAUCUCCCAUGUGUUGGGAAGAACUCGGAGAAAGAAAACUGACUGGGACUGAAAUCAUACAGAUUAAUUCUGAAAAAAUACCGGUGAUCAAGCAGCGACUAGAGACUGCUUUCAGCCGACAGAAAAGUGAUUAUCGUGUGGGAGCUGUAGCUUACAAGCUAGCUCUACCACCAGACAUGUCUCAAGUGCAUCCGGUUUUCAACAUAUCGAUGCUACGAAAGUACAUUUCAGAUCCCUCCCAUAUUAUCCAACCUCAGAGUGUAGAAGUAAAUGAAGAAUUAUCAUAUGAAAAGGAACCAGUGCAGAUAACAAACACUCAAGUAAGAAAACAUCGUACUAAGAUAUUCUGA
Messenger RNA from Mercurialis annua (annual mercury), 636 nucleotides. RefSeq lists its product as uncharacterized. The record is from RefSeq and is a predicted model, not a curated record. NCBI's taxonomy places the organism in Eukaryota, Viridiplantae, Streptophyta, Magnoliopsida, Malpighiales, Euphorbiaceae. Gene Ontology annotation, molecular function: nucleic acid binding. Bases 1 to 636 code for a protein of 211 amino acids. The transcript has 3 exons.